This is a messenger RNA of Urocitellus parryii (Arctic ground squirrel), 2558 nucleotides long. The record is from RefSeq and is a predicted model, not a curated record. Lineage: Eukaryota; Metazoa; Chordata; Mammalia; Rodentia; Sciuridae.
AUGGGAGAAGAGCRGAGCUGCUGAGCGCCCCGGCGAACUCCUCUCCUCUCUCCUCACCUCGCUCUCACGGCCCGCCCGCCCGCCCGCCCGCCACCUGCUCGCCGCCCAGAACAUCUUCCAUCAUGGCCACCUCAGCAAGUUCCCACUUGAACAAAGGCAUCAAGCAGGUGUAUAUGUCCCUGCCUCAGGGUGAGAAAGUCCAAGCUAUGUAUAUCUGGAUUGAUGGUACUGGAGAAGGACUUCGCUGCAAGACUCGCACCCUGGACUCUGAGCCCAAGAGUGUAGAAGAGUUGCCUGAGUGGAAUUUUGAUGGCUCUAGUACUUUUCAGUCUGAAGGCUCCAAUAGUGACAUGUAUCUUGUACCUGCUGCCAUGUUUCGGGACCCCUUCCGCAAGGAUCCCAACAAGCUGGUAUUCUGUGAAGUUUUCAAGUACAACCGAAAACCUGCAGAGACCAAUUUAAGGCACACCUGUAAACGGAUAAUGGAAAUGGUGAGCAACCAGCAUCCCUGGUUUGGAAUGGAACAGGAAUACACUCUCAUGGGCACAGAUGGUCAUCCCUUCGGUUGGCCUUCUAAUGGCUUUCCUGGUCCCCAAGAAUUCCAAAUAGGACCUUGUGAAGGAAUCCACAUGGGAGAUCAUCUCUGGGUGGCCCGUUUCAUCUUGCAUCGCGUUUGUGAAGACUUUGGAGUGAUAGCUACCUUUGAUCCCAAGCCCAUUCCUGGAAACUGGAAUGGUGCCGGCUGCCACACCAACUUUAGUACCAAGGCCAUGAGGGAGGAGAAUGGUCUGAAGUACAUUGAGGAGGCCAUUGAGAAACUAAGCAAGCGGCACCAGUACCACAUUCGUGCCUAUGAUCCCAAGGGGGGCCUGGACAAUGCCCGGCGCCUAACUGGAUUCCACGAAACCUCCAACAUCAACGACUUUUCUGCUGGCGUGGCCAACCGUAGUGCCAGCAUCCGCAUUCCCCGGACUGUCGGCCAGGAGAGGAGGGGUUACUUUGAAGACCGUCGCCCCUCUGCCAACUGUGACCCCUAUUCAGUGACAGAAGCCCUCAUCCGCACGUGUCUUCUCAAUGAAACCGGAGAUGAACCCUUCCAAUACAAAAACUAAAUGGACUAGACCUCAGCCGUCAAGCCCCUCCUAGUUCUGCCUCCCACUCCAACUCUUCACCCUCUGUGUUGUCCCGCUUGUCCCGAUUGUAACUCAAAGGGUGGAAUAUCAAGGUCUUUUUUUAUUCCUCAUGCCCAGUUAAUCUUSCUUCCUUUGGCCAGGAUAGAGGUGUUACGUUUUUAAUCUCUUCACCCCCAGCCCCCUUUUCUUGACAGUGAGGCUUUUUUUUAAUGCGCUAAUGGGAAGGGGUGCCUAUCAGGCAUGGCUGUGGGAUGCAGCAUGUUCUGGGGGAGCAGGGAGGUACAUUUUCUUCAAGGUUGCUGAAAGAGGAGGCCUGGUGAGGUUAGGUUAGAAUUCCCCUUUGUGUGGAAAGCUCUAUUUCUUAAGCUAUAACUAUAGAGAAGGUGGGGUGGCCCUCAGCGAGGGAAAUGCCCUGGUCUCCUACUGCAGCACUUCCCUUGCUUGGGGCUGCAUUCCCUUCCGUGGACACAAAGCUGGGUAAACUGAUAGAAAGCCCUGUCUUAAAGAAAAAGAUCUUAGUGCUUGGUCCUUCAUUUAUAACACAAAGCAGAGUAGUAUUUUUAUAUUUAAAUAUAAAAACAAAAAAAUUAUGGGUGUGUGGGUAUGUGUUUUUCUAAGGGAGGAAACCAUCCUGGUCACUGGGUGCUAAAUUUGAAGCAAAUACUUUGGUUUAGAAAUUAAAGAGAUCCUUUGGAGCAGGGGUGGGGAGUGUGGUACUGGGAAAGUUGGUUACUAGGGGCGCUUAGUCUUCAUUAUCACUUAAGGGUUGCCCUGCCCUGUUCACCCUUCUUAAGGAGGUGGACCCUGGACGGCUGCCAGGUGAAUGACAUUACUGGUGGUCACCUGAGCCCAGUGGCGAGGUUUAAGACCCACAUAAUUGUCCAUGGGUUUCUGGGAGCGAGUUGGCUGGCCCACAUGAGAGCGUUCCUGCAGAAAGCAUUGGGUUAUUUUUUGGUGAAACUAGCAUGUCACUAAAGCAGGCCUUUUGAUACAUUAAAUUUUUUAAAAGCAAAACAGAAGUUUAGAUUUUAAUCAAAUUUGUAGGAUUUCUAAGUCUAAUUUUUCAAAAUUGUCUGCUUCAACCAUCUCUUUCCACUCUCCUCUUGGAGGAGUUGGGGACAGGGCUGGAGUGAAAAUACUUGUAAUGUUGUAUCCUAGUGUCUUUCCUCCCAGUGCAGAAUAUUCCUUUCUUAAGAUUCCUAAGGAGUUAUUCCUUUUUUCUUUUAUAAUAAACAAGCCCCCUCUCCAUUUCCCCUACUGUUCCCUGGUUUUUGUGCUGGCCACAGCAGGCCAGCUGUGGUUUUCUCUUGCCAUGACAACUUCUAAUUGCCGUGUACAGUAUGUUAGAAUUAGAUAACUUCUUGUUGUAAACAAACUGUAACUGUCCAGAGCAGCGCUUAUAAAUCAACCUAACAUAAGAUCUCU